Molecule: messenger RNA, 2133 nt
Organism: Belonocnema kinseyi
Lineage: Eukaryota; Metazoa; Arthropoda; Insecta; Hymenoptera; Cynipidae
Exons: 9
Coding region: 1-2133 (710 amino acids)
Biological process (GO): dephosphorylation
Molecular function (GO): phosphatase activity
Source: RefSeq, a predicted model, not a curated record
AUGGCUUUUGAGGCUUUGAAGUGGUGGACAUAUGGAAGUAUAAAGCUAAAACUCCCCGAGAUUAAAGUUUUGAAUAUCCGUAUUGCCCGUCAUGGAGAUCGAACACCAGACGGAAAAACUGAAGGUUACCCAAAUGAUCCUUAUGCAAAUCAAAACUUUGAUGGAAAAUUAACUAUGAGUGGCAAGAAAAGAGAACUUGCUUUUGGUAACUUUCUUCGUACGAGAUACAAUGCAUUUUUGGGACCUAAUUACAUCCCCGGAUCUAUAGACGCUAGAAGUACGGAUGUCAAUCGCACAAAAGAAUCUAUAGGAUUGAUUUUGAAGGGGUUGAUGCCAAGUGCGGUGGUACCUACAACAUUUGACUCUAUAUUAAAAGACGUCAUGCUUGUACCAUACAUGUGUCCUGGAUACAUAAAUGACUACAUAAAAGCAAGAAGAGACACAAAAGAUGAGUAUAAAAUGUUAAAAGGGUUCAGGAAACAUUUACGUACGUGGACAGGCAAAAAGAUAAAAUCCUCGCUUAAUAUGUAUCGCAUUUACACGACUUUGGAAUGUGAAAAAUUUAUGAAUCUUAAACUGCCAUCUUGGACUGAGGGUGUUUAUCCAGAUGGUGAUCUUUUUAAAGGAACUCUUUUGGAAUUUGAUAGAAUGAAUUAUAGCAAAAGUAUGAGAAGACGAAACGGAGGAAGGUUAAUCAGAAAAUGCAAAGAAGACAUGGACUCUGUAAAACAAGGUUUCAUAGAUAUAAACCGAAAAAUGAUUAUUUAUGGCACUCAUGACCUUAACAUUGUUGCAGUUCUCAAGGCCUUAGGUGUUUUCUUUCCACAUGUUCCCAAAUUUUCCAGUGCUGUAAUUCUAGAAUUAUAUAGUAUGAAUAAACCUCAUGAAGUUUAUUAUGUGAAGAUUGCCCGUCAUGGAGAUCGAACACCAGAACAAAAAACAGAAGGUUACCCAAACGAUCCUUAUAAAAAACAAAACUUUGACGGAAAAUUAACCACGAGUGGAAAAAAAAGAGAACUUGAUUUAGGUAAAUUUCUUCGUACUAAAUACAAUGCAUUUUUGGGACCUAAAUACAUCUCCGGAUCUAUAGACGCUAGAAGUACAGACGUUAAUCGUACAAAAGAAUCGUUAGGCUUGAUUUUGAAUGGAUUGAUGCCAAAGGCUGUGGUACCUACAAAAUUUGAUUCUAAAUUGAAAGACGCCAUGCUUUUACCAUACAUGUGUCCUGGAUACGCAAGAGAGUAUAUAGAAGCAAAGAGAGACACAAAAAAAGAUUUGAAAAAGUUAGAAGGAUUUAUGCAAAAAUUGAGUAAGUGGACAGGCAAAAAGAUAAAAUCGUCACUUGAUAUGUAUCGCAUUUACGUGACUUUGGAAUGUGAAAAAUUUAUGAAUCUUAAACUGCCAUCUUGGACUAAGGGCGUUUAUCCAGAUGGUGAUCUUUAUAAAGGAACUCUUUUGGAAUUUGAUAGAAUGAAUCAUAGCAAAAGUAUGAGAAGACGAAACGGAGGCAGGUUGUUAAAAAAAUGCAAAGAAGAUAUGGACUCUGUAGCAAAUGGUCAAAUGGAUAAAAACCGAAAGAUGAUUAUUUAUGGUGCUCAUGAUCUUAACAUUCUUGCACUUCUGAAGUCCUUGGGUGUUUUCUUUCCACAUGUACCAAAAUUUUCGAGUGCUGUAAUUAUAGAAUUACAUCAUAUAAAUAAACCUCGUGAAGGUUAUUAUGUGAAGGUGAAUUAUUAUUUAGGUAUACCACCGGAGAUGAAAACUUUAAAGAUUCCUGGAUGUGAAACAUUAUGUCGAUUUGACUUAUUUACCACACUGAUGAAGGAUGCUAUGCCACAUAGCGAAUAUUUCGUAUGCGACAAUGGCCGAAAAGUUCUUGACUCUAUUGAAAAAACCGCUUCUAGUGCUGGACGAUCAGUGAAUUACUAUUUAGGCAUACCGCCGAAGAUGAAAACCUUACAGAUUCCUAACUGUGAAACAUUAUGUCGAUUCGUACAAUUCACGACACUGAUGAAGGAUAUUAUGCCACAUAGCGAAUAUUCCGUAUGCGACAACGGCCGAAAAGUUCUUAACGCAAUUACAAAAACUGCCUCUACUUUAGGACAUUCAGUUAAAGAAGCGCUUUCCAAAUAA